AUCGCAAUUACUACGCGCACUUUGCUCACUUACUACUUGAGCAAAGCGCGUCCUAGACCUUCGCCGAGUCGUCCUUCAUUUUGUCAUUCCGGGUCACUAGGAGUUAGCUCACAUAGACGUCAGUACCAGCCCAUAAGUGGCCGAAUUUUGCACUCCUGGCUUCAGUUAGCGACAAGCCUUGUUAGCAAGACUUGCACUUCUGUGCUUUCUCUUCUUGGACAACCUGAAUCUAUUUUGCUGGCCCGUCCACAUCUGCCCUCUUUCGUCCCUACUGCAGUCGUCACUGGAACUGGGUCUAAAUCGACUAAUAUUUCUAGUAAUACAAUCGCCAUCACUACAUCGGCAGUAAGUACCACAUCCUCAAUGGCUACUAGUGGGGCAUUAUCUACCACAGCUUCGGCUUCAGGCCAGGAGAUUCAGCGUUCUGGCUCGAUGGGACUAGUCCCAAUGUCGGGAGGCCAGCGAAGACGAAGACCAUUACCUACGUUCCUAGAGUCAGGUAGAUCUGGUAAGAAAAGAUAA
Molecule: messenger RNA, 522 nt
Organism: Protopolystoma xenopodis
Lineage: Eukaryota; Metazoa; Platyhelminthes; Monogenea; Polystomatidea; Polystomatidae
Source: the annotation of a GenBank genome assembly